AUGGCAAGUUUGCCUCGUGCUUCUUCGAACUUAGAAACAACACCUUUCAAUCGUAAAGCCACAGAAAGCCACUUCCAACCGUUAUGGGAUGGGCCAAUCAUAGAUUCAAGCAUAUAUAGUACAACACACUACGACACGUUUCGCCGUUGGAAGCCUUCUGACCUGGCUUACUUCCUUAUGAUCACAUGUUUACACCUUAUCAAAAACAUCAGUGUGGAAGCUGCCACGCUUUGCUUGCAUGUCAUAGGUGCAGUCUCCGCCUUCAACACCGAUAAAAAGUCUUCGCCAGCCAUUUUACCAAAGGCUAUGAGUACAUUUCUUGAUGGACUAAGGAUUGAGCCAAAGAUUCGCAGAACAGUGUGCUGCCCCAAAUGCUUCAGGAUGUACUAUGGUGAUAAGAUUCCUACAUUUUGCACGUCUCAAGUUACUCCCAGGAGCCGUAACCACGGCACGAGGGCUUUUGGAAUGAAGUCCGACCCACAAUCUGCUGAAGAUCCAAGGAACGGGGAUGCUAGCGAUGUUGAAGACUCGGAGACGGAGACUGUAGCACCAGAUGUGUAUUGGAAGGAUUGCUCUGUUGACGCAGCAUCAGAAAACCCAGAUACGGAACUACGAUCAUCAUCUCCCCCUCCAACUCCAGGGUAUCUAUCAGCAGAGAGCAAUGACAAAUUGUUGUUUGCAUUUGAAGAGAUGAACUUAGAAAGUGAUACUUGCUCUGCGACAGCGCCCCAGGAUUAUCAAUCAACGCAAGAGCAGACAGAAAGCUUUUUAGAAGACGACGCAUUUGAUGAAGAUCUCUCUGACUUGGAAGAUGCUUAUGAAGAUGAACUCGGUUGGAAAUUUUUUGAUGAUCCUCAGAACCUAGCUACAUUGCAAGAUAUCACAAGAAAUAUAAACCUUCCUUCCUGGGUUGGACGCGUGCCUAGCACUGUAGGGACACGGAAGGGCGGGAAAUUGAAGGCAGAUGAAUGGGUCGUUCUCUUCCAGAACACCGCUUCCUCCACCCCAUCUCAUAUUGCUAGGACGGAUGGUGAACCAAAGAAAAAUGGUAAAGCAUGGCGACAUAUCCUACUCAACUUGGGAGCAUCACCAGGGGAACAGUAUUGUUAUGUAUCAGUCUAA
Molecule: messenger RNA, 1122 nt
Organism: Melampsora larici-populina 98AG31
Lineage: Eukaryota; Fungi; Basidiomycota; Pucciniomycetes; Pucciniales; Melampsoraceae
Exons: 4
Coding region: 1-1122 (373 amino acids)
Source: RefSeq, a predicted model, not a curated record